Messenger RNA from Spinacia oleracea (spinach), 2794 nucleotides. RefSeq names its product glycerol-3-phosphate dehydrogenase [NAD(+)] GPDHC1, cytosolic. Bases 1117 to 2517 code for a protein of 466 amino acids. Gene Ontology annotation, cellular component: cytosol. Gene Ontology annotation, molecular function: NAD binding; glycerol-3-phosphate dehydrogenase [NAD(P)+] activity. The record is from RefSeq and is a predicted model, not a curated record. The transcript has 5 exons. Gene Ontology annotation, biological process: glycerol-3-phosphate catabolic process; carbohydrate metabolic process. Lineage: Eukaryota; Viridiplantae; Streptophyta; Magnoliopsida; Caryophyllales; Amaranthaceae.
ACUUUGCCUGGGUUCCACAGAAAAAACAAUGCAUGUUCACCAUGACACCAUUUCACCAAAGACAGAAAUGGUAUGGGGGUGGUAUAGUGAGUUCAGACUACAGAAGUACAGAGUACACACUGCUAAACUGGAAAAAGAAAAAGAUAGCAAAUUCCCAAAUCAAAUCAAAGGUAGCUACAAAUUCAAUUGGGUAGGCAUGGGGCUCUACAUUUUCCUUCAUCUCUUUAACAACAACAUUUUCCCAUGAUAAUUAAAUGACCGUUUGGGGAGUUGGGGCACUCCUGCAAUUUACUUCAUUAAUUAGCUUAACUAUGCUUCUCUUAUCCUACCCUACUUUCUUAAUUCUUCAUUAAUUAUCUUAAUUAAUGUUCUUUAAUCUUCAUAAUGUUGAAUUACUCUACUCCUAUAAAUUCAAGCACUAUUUAUUAAUUUUCACAUAUGCAAAAAGAUGGAAACCACUUUUUUUCAGUACACUUUUGAGUUGGGUUGAGAUUUUGGGCAUCUAAUUUAUUACCUAUAAAAUGCAUGAUUUUUGAUAUUAUUAAUGGAAAUUUUGAGGGGUUUUGACUAGGGAUGAAGAAAGAAGAUGACAGGAAAAAGGUUUGAACUUUGAAAUUUGAUUUGAUUUGAUUUAUUUAUUAUUAAAUGAGUAAAAAAUUGUUUUUGUUUUGGAAGAUAUAAUCUGGGUAGAUGAACAAACCUUGACGGAUAAACCAAAGAUAUAGUUGGCAAUAUUCGUUGUUUGUGUGCUGUUUUUUUCAACCAUUCUAUUGAUUGUUGUUUUUCUUGGUGGUAAUAAGAUUCUGGGGCCAAAAAUAGUAGCAAGAAUUGUGUGAUUAGUUAUGAUUUAGGUAAGAAAAUCCACCUAUCAAGAUUAUGUUUUAUUAGACAUCAAGAAUUUGUUUUGAAUGACUGGGUUUCUAAUUUUGGUGAAAUAAGAUCAGAAUAGCAAUACCAUUUCGGAAUUCGAAGUGGGUUUUGAAGAAAUUUGUACUAGUGUUUGUUGAGAAGCAAGCACUAUUAGCACAAGUGGGGUAGAAAGUUGCAGAUAACCUGUUUGGUAUAAAUACAAGAGUUUGGGAUAGUGUUGGAAAUUGAUUGAUUGAUAUAGAAGAAAUGGUUGGAAGUAUUGAGGUAAUGAAUAAUAGUUUGUAUAGUAAUGGAACAGUUCAUAAUCAGAAUGGGUACGAGGAGAAGGUGGACGAGCUUCGAAGUGUAUUGGGAAAGGGUGAUGGUGAUCCUUUAAGAAUAGUGGGGGUUGGAGCUGGUGCUUGGGGUAGUGUAUUUGCAGCUUUACUGCAAGAUAGUUAUGGUAGGUAUCGUGAUAAGGUUCAAAUUAGGAUAUGGAGGAGGUGUGGAAGAGCAGUUGAUAGAUCAACUGCUGAGCAUCUAUUUGAAGUAAUUAAUUCAAGAGAGGAGGUUUUAAGGAGAUUGAUACGGCGUUGUGCAUAUUUGAAGUAUGUGGAAGCGAGGUUGGGUGAUCGAACACUUUAUGCAGAUGAGAUAUUAAGAGAUGGAUUCUGCUUAAACAUGAUUGAUACACCACUUUGUCCCUUGAAGGUUGUGACCAAUUUACAGGAAGCAGUUUGGGAUGCAGACAUUGUUGUGAAUGGAUUGCCUUCAACAGAAACUCGUGAAGUGUUUGAAGAGAUCAGCAAGUAUUGGAAGGAAAGGCUCACAGUUCCCAUUAUCAUAUCUUUGUCAAAGGGUAUUGAGGCUGCAUUGCAUCCUGUUCCCCAUAUAGUCACUCCCACACAGAUGAUUCACCGAGCAACUGGAGUAGCAAUGGAGAAUAUCCUAUACCUAGGUGGACCAAAUAUUGCCGCUGAGAUCUACAACAAGGAAUACGCUAAUGCACGUAUAUGUGGAGCAGAAAAGUGGAGGAAACAUUUGGCGAAGUUUCUAAGACAACCCCAUUUCAUUGUUUGGGAUAACAGUGACCUUGUCACUCAUGAAGUUAUGGGUGGUCUGAAGAAUGUGUAUGCUAUUGGAGCUGGAAUGGUAGCUGCCCUCACCAACGAAAGUGCUACUAGCAAAUCAGUGUAUUUUGCUCACUGUACAUCAGAGAUGAUAUUUAUUACCCAUUUAUUGGCUGAAGAACCUGAGAAGCUUGCUGGGCCUUUGCUAGCUGACACAUAUGUGACGUUAUUGAAAGGAAGGAAUGCUUGGUAUGGACAAAUGCUGGCAAAGGGUGGUUUGAACCUGGAUAUGGGUGAUAGCAUCACCGGCAAGGGAAUGAUUCAGGGUGUCUCAGCAGUUGGAGCUUUCUAUGAACUCCUGAGUGAAUCCUCUCUGAAUGUAUCUCGGCAUGGAGAACGCAAGCCCGUUGCUCCUGUUGAGUUAUGCCCGAUCCUAAAGACACUGUACAAGAUACUCAUAAAGAGGGAACAGUCAUCAGAAGCUAUUCUGCAAGCACUGAGGGAUGAGAACAUGAAUGAUCCCCGGGAUCGAAUAGAAAUUGCACAAUCACAUGCUUUCUACAUGCCUUCACUCCUUGGGAAGCCUAUAGAUUCAUGAUCUAAAGCUGUGCAGUGGAUCAAACAACGAAUAACACUUUCACAUCAUAAUUCAUAUAUAUUCUUAUAAUCGACUUGUUGUAGUACGGGUACCCAAUCUCCUGUUGCUUUUUUCUAAUGAGAGCAUGUAAUUUAGGGAGAUGCAAUUAAUGGUAAAUUUGUUGGAUCAAACCACAUAAACGAUGCUGUUAUUUAUUUUGGAUAAGUUAAAGAGUAGCCAGCUCCCUAGCUCUUUAGUAAUGCUAGCUGCCCGGCAAAGUAACCAACAAUUAUUACCA